CCCGGAAGCCAGUUUGGCAUGAAGUGUGAAAAUAGGACUCUUAGCUUACGAUUAACGUUUAUCAAGCAACGGGAAGUGACUGGUUCAUGAAGGGACAAGGAUGGAUGGCGAUGAAGGGGGACGCACACUAGCUACCUGGUUGGAAAGUCUUGAUCUUGAACAGUACAUCCAGAACUUCCGCGAUGUUGGUAUCUUUAAUCUAAAGGAUUGUGUGACCUUGGACAGCGACUUCCUCAAUGACAUUGGCAUCAACUUACUGGGACACAGGAAAAGAAUCCUGGAACAUCUACCCCUCAUUGACAUAAAUAAAUAUCAUGAAGAGCAUGACAGAGCCAAGUCUGUACGAACAUUGCCACCAAAUCAGGAUUCUAUUUUCACGUACCCCUCACCUAGUAAAGGGGAAGUAACUUCCAAUAUUGUUCUACCAAAGAGAAGCAGAAGUGAAAAGAAGGCAAAUAAUAAGUCACAUUUGCUUGUAGAUAUGCAAAAGGACCACCCUCCUAUCUCUCCGACCACACCUACAGAUCCGCCUCAAAGGUGCUCCCCUCAAAAUGUAGCACUCCCUAUCCGUGUAAAAAGCCCUCCACCAAAUACAGCCAUGGCAACAGAAAAACAAGCUCCAAAGACAACCCCUCCAGUUCCUGCCAAGCGGGGAGAAAUUCCAGCCCUCUUGCAGGAGACUGAGAAACCAAAGGCAAAACCAGUACCAAAACCCAGAAAAACUUUACAAAAGAAACAGAUAUUGUCUACAUCAACGUCUGUGCUGCCAUCACAGUCGGACUACUCAACUCCCAGACAGAUACGAAAUUCAGUUUCUAUCUCGGGUCUGACCAUAGACGAAUCUUCUGACUUCUCUGGUGACACAUUUGAUCCUAUUAAGUCAGCUUCCUUAGAACCCACAUCAUAUCAGGCAGGGGAAGGAGUUGAUUUGUCUCUACCAACUAAUCAGCCUGGACGAGGAAAUGAUUCGUCUCUACCAUCAAGUCCUCUGGAUUUAGAUUUAAGCUUUGUUCCUAGGACAUCUUGUGAGUCUGACAGAAGAACUAUGAGUGAAGUUUAUGUAAACAUGGACAUUUUUGGCGACAAUACCAACGCAAACAAUCAUCCAAUAAGUCAUGGGAAGGAUAGUAACAGUGAUAAAAUCAUUCCUCACGGAAACAACAUGGACAACGAAUAUGCUAAUGUGGAUCUGAGUCACAAUGAGGCUAGUAUAUACGAACCUAUUUGGUUUGGGAAAAGUGCACCAAAAUCCACCAAAUCUGCUACUAGUACUUCUACCAUUGCCUCUGAUACUUCGCCUGUAUCCUCUUCAGGCAAUGAUUCUAAAGCAUCUCCACAAAUUGACAGUAUUGUUCCUGUGCCAGGAACUGAUAUGUUUGGACACUCCACAGGUUUGAGCACCAUAGGGCUGCCAUCUACAGCGACCUCUAGCAUGUUUGAUUCAUCGGAGGUAACAGAUGAGGGUGUGUACGCUAAUGUGGAACCUGCUACUCCUCCAAAGAUGGACAUAACCCCUCCAAAUACUUCCUCUGCAUUGUCAGAGUUAGAUUUAGACUUCUUCACUAAAAACACACCUACCACUUGCACAUCAAGCACCCCUAAUGUGAUUGGAACAUCGGGGCCAGGGAUGAUGACAAACACUCAGUUAAAUCUCAAUAGCAGCAUCAGUGGUAACAGUACAGGAUCGCCAGACGCAUCUUUUGAAUUGCCACCCCCAGAUUUUCCUCCCCCUCCUCUGCCCCCUCCUCCUCCACCAACAGACAGUCUGUCUAUGUUUGAUCCUCUGGCAUGUGAAUCUAAGCCCACUUUUCAUCCUGAGCCUGCAAUGCCUCCUGUUCCACCUCGUGGCGCCACGACAUCCCUAAAUUCUGGCUACGUCAAUGUAGUGGCAGGACAAACAGCACCUUCUAAUAACCCUGGGCAACCGGUGCAGUCCCCUUGGCCUUCUGUCCAGGGUGAUCUACCAGCAGAACUCUGCUUUACACCAAAUAAGGGACAAAUUUUUUCCACACAGCUUCAGAUGAACGAUUCCUCUGAAUACUGUUUUGCUACUUACAAUAAAACGCCUCAGAAAACCAAACUGCAUGAGAAUAUGAAACUACCUUCUUUGUCUACCCCAGGGCCAGACCCCUUCAAAGACGAUGACCCGUUCACUGAGUUUGGUGUGGAAUGUGCCGUGUUUAACCAGGGUGGUGAUGACCUCAGCAACACUGAUAACGAUGGUACAGUGGCAACAAGGGCAGACAACUCUAUGGGUGUUUAUGAAUUUGCCCAGGAAGAUAAUUCUGGUGACUUUGAUCCAUUUGGUCUAAAAGAAAGUAACCAAGGAGCAACAGGUGGUCCAAAGGAGUGGUCAAGCUCGGCUAGUCCAUGUACUCUCAAUGAUAUACCGCCCCCUCCCCGCUGGGACAAAGCUUUAGAUGACCCUGGGAGACUGUACUCAAUGGCUUUUGGAUAUAAUAAUGACCAGAGCACUGAUGAGUCAAUGUCUGAUCUAGAUGAGCCAGAACCUGUGGAUAGUGGAAAUAGUCCAGUCAUUCUUCCCAACCCAGUGUUGAGGCCAAUAUCCAUUGUGUCUGAUGACGAGAUACUGCAUCAAAAAAAAGGUGAACGAGCAGGUUACCUGUACAAACAAGGCGGACAAAAAGGCAACAAAGGUUGGAGAAAAAGAUGGGUGAUCUUCAAUGGAAAAUCUGUACGCUACUAUGCCAAUGCAAAGAGCCAGGUUUCCAAGAGAAUCGUGCCUGUAACAUGCAUGACGGGGGUUACAAACCAGAUUAAGGCUAAUGACACACACAAAUUCAAAUUCAAUGUCGAGACGAAGAACAGAACAUUCCAAUUUGCAGCUGAAACAUUAGAUGACUGUACUCACUGGUGUAGCUGUUUGAUGGCUGCUAUUUUAACAAAGCCCCCAUCUGAGGCCGUACUUGAGGGCGGGGAAAUGAACUAUCCUGAUAGACAGGGGUCUAUUCGGUUUGAGAGGUACCGGCGGAACCUGCAUGUGGUGUUGAAAGGGGGUCGGAUGUGUUACUACAACACACUGGAGGACUAUAAGAUAGCAUCCCCGAUCCAUGAGAUAGAGAUGAAGCUAGCAAGUGUGAAGGAACUACCAAGGAACAAGUUACGACUGGCCACUCAUUACACUCAGUUUGUGCUGGCGUUCGAGACUUAUGAGGAUUGUGUGACGUGGAGAAUGGCGAUGGAGGAGUCAAUAGCUGACGCUCUAGGGGAUAACACUAUAUUGGAACAGAUCAAAAAGAAUCCCAGUAACCACGAGUGUGCUGACUGUAGUGCUCCAGAUCCUCACUGGGCCUCCAUUAACAUGGGCAUUGUGUUGUGUAAACAGUGUGCAGGUAUUCAUCGUAAGUUUGACCUGAAUGUCUCGAAAGUGCGGUCACUACGAAUGGACACUUCUGUAUGGUCACCGAGUCUUAUUGAAAUGAUGAAACAAAUUGGCAACCACAAUGCAAACCUGUUCUGGGAAAAACAUCUACGGGCUAAGAGUGGAUUUAACCAAGACAUGGAAUCAGCACAGCGAAAACAGCAUCUAGAGAACAAAUACGAGAACCGGAAAUAUAUAGACAAACAUCCGCUCAGCGAUAACAAACCUGCUCUUAAUGAGGAGCUACUGAAGGCCGCCUCCACCGCUGAUAUUCUCCUCACGAUGAUGCUUGUAUUCUCUGGUGCAGAUGUCAAGGUUAUCAAACCAGGCACACAAGAGGAAACAGCCUUCAGCAUAGCUAAGGCAGCUGGUCAGAGAUUGCAGAUGGAACUGCUGUACCAGAAUGGUGGUGAUUUAACAGCAGCUCGGCUGUGUGAGGAACCAGAUAAGGCUAGGGAGUCAAAAAUCAGGUCUGAUGUCCGCACACAAGGAUUUCUGCUUAAGACUGGCAGUGAUAAGAAAGAUUUCCUGAAGAGGUUUUGUGUAUUGGAGCAUGGCUGUAUGCGCUACUUCACUAAUGAAAAAAGUGGAACAGCUAAGGGGGUCAUUGACCACGAAAACAUGCUGUGUGUCCAGGCUACUCCUACUGACCGGUCGAUACUGAGUAUCAAGGCACCCUUAAUAAACCAAAAAAUGGAGAUCACCAACAGGUACCCUGAGGCUUUUGAGCUGAGUACCUGUGCGUCUACAGGUAGUCGAGUGUACCUCUUUGCUGCAGCCUCACCUGAAGAGAAGAUGACGUGGAUGAGGAAAAUAUCACAGUUGAUCUGUCCACUACCGUUGAUGGAAGAUGUGCGACAACAGGACUUCUGUUUGGCUGGGAAAUUCUACGUGAAGGAAGGACUGUCAUCGACGUGGUACGAGUCCUGGGUUAUGGUCAACAAAAAGGUUGUGUUAUACACAGACAAGGAUAUGAAGUUAACAGAGGAUGUUGACCUCAGAAAAGCUGUUAAUAUCAAGUACCAAGGUGAUGCGUUGAGCAACUGUACCUCCUGUAAAGAAAGUGGGAAACACUUCGUGCUCGACUUACCUGGUGGCAGAGCCUUGUACUUCCAGGCAGACUUACUACAUGACACCGAGAGACUGUUUAAUGCUAUAAGUAAUUUGAUGAAGUCUGGUGGUGACACGCUAAUUGACCAACAACUGACUUCAGAUGAUGUGCCGGUGAUAGUGGACAAAUGUUUGAAGUUUAUAGAUGACCAUGGCCUGCAAGAGGAAGGCAUAUACAGGCUGGCUGCUACCAACUCUAAGGUUGAUACUCUGCUUGCGACGUUCGCCAAAGAUGCUCAUGCUGUGAAGCUUGAGUUGGGCACACACACUGUACACGAGGUGGCCAAUGCUCUCAAGCGGUUCUUCAGGAACCUCAAGGAUCCACUUCUCACGUCGCACCUGUAUAACACCUGGAUAGAGAAAAGUUUAGAGAAAGAUGUCGCAGGUAAGACCACAAUGACUCAGACUAAGUUAGACUGGUAUCACUACUACAUACGAGAACUACCCACGGUACACAGCCGCACCCUCCGACGACUCGUCAUACAUCUCGCCAAAUUGUCAGGCUACAGUGUAGAAAAUAAGAUGACUGUGAAAAACAUAGCUGCCAGCUUUGGUUCCACCUUGAUGAAGGCAGGAGUGGACUCUUCCACUGCCACUGCCACAGUACUGGGAGGUGCAGAGGGAGGUCAGAAUAUUCCCCACGAGAUGCGUGUGAUUGAUGACAUCAUCACUAACCAUGAACAGCUGUUUGAGCUUGAGAAAGAGAAGGAAAAUCAGAUCGCGGCCGGCGAGAAGCGCCUCAGGGAUCUACAGGCUCGGGCUAGUAAACGGGUUGAAUGCAACGUUUUUUCAAAGCAAAGUACCAUUGGCGACCCCAUGAUGGUUUCUGUACAUUUCCUCAUCCACAAUGGACAUAGCGAAAGUGUCCAUUUAAAACACGAUACAACAGUACAGGAAAUUAUUGGGCCUCUACUAACGAAGUUUAAAGUGCAAGCCUCGCCCAAUAACUAUGCCCUACAUGAGAUGGUGUGUAACGGUGCUGUGGAACGCCUGCUGUACCCAAAAGAUAAUGUCUAUACUGUGGUAAUGUCUUGGGCUGACUGGCAGAGUGACUACAGCAGAACCGCAUGUCUAUGUCUCAAACCGUCGGAGCUCGCAGACAAGUUGGAAAGCAAUUUUAAACCUGAGAAAGGUCCAUUUUUGGAGCUAAAGUUCAGCAAGAAGGACAGAAGUUUCACCAAGUUUGCUUUUCAGUUUAGAAGUAGUAAACUGACUUACAGUAAGAAGAUAAGUCAAAAGCCUGUGAAUUCUUGGAAUGUAGAAGAUUUAAGCAUCUAUAUCGGUGCUGAUACAGAACGCAAGGCAGCCAAGUUUCCUUUAACCUUCAUGAAGAAAGGAGACAAAGUGGGUUCUAAGGAGAUGCCCAACUUUGGCCACACACUGAGUUUUGGGUCUGAGAGUGACCAGCUAGAAUGGGCUGCUGCUAUGGUCAAGGCACAGAAUCCUGGACCCCUGACAACAUGAGAUUACAUCAACAGUUGGCUGUUAAGCCAAUGAAUUAUUCUGUAUGAGGCUACAAGAGAGGAAUCCCAACCCAGUGGUGCUGUCGACUUUGACCUUGAAAUGACAUUCAGCAGGAUAAAAAACUGUCGUCACAGAAUUGUCAUUCUCAAUGGAGGACAAGUGUCUGUUCUUUGUGUUCUGUUCAGUGAAUAGAUGAACGUAGCCUUCAGUGAUGAAACGUGAGGAGCAGAAAGAAAAACGAGGUUUUUUUUGUCAAACCUCAUUGUUUGCGUUUUCCCUGGAAGUUGGACUUGGUGUGCUUGACCUUGAACAGGUGUAGGAGGUGAUAAAAACACAUGUGCAAUAUGAUAGGUGUUCCUAAGCCAAGUGAUCAUUUAUAACACAGACUCAAGUUGUUGUGAAAAAUUCAUUUUAAAUGCCAAAAUAUAUACAUGUGUAGCUCUGCCUUCCCUAUAUAUAUGUAGUGAAGUGAAUGUUGCGCAAUGUUUUUGAACUUUAUGUUUUCAUGUGUGCUUGUAAUAUACUGUGCCCUUUUUAUAUAGAUCAUGCCCUUGUAUGUAGGUCACAUGCUCAUAUAUAGGUCACAUCCCUGUAUGUAGGCCCAAUCCUAUUAUGUAGGUCAUGUCCAAAUAUAUAAGUAACAUCUUCAAAUAUAGGUCACAUCCCAAUAUGUAGGCCACAUCCUAUUGUUCAGGUCCUGUCCAAAUAUGUAGGUAACAUCUUCAAAUAUAGGUCAUAUCCCAGUAUGUAGGCCACAUCAACAUACAUAGGUCACAUCCUAUAAUGUAGGUCGCAUCCUCAAAUAUAGGUCAUAUCCUAGUAUGUAGGCCACAACCACAAAUAUAGGUCACAUCGUAUAAUGUAGGUAACAUUUUCAAAUAUAGGUCACAUCCUAUAAUGUAGGUAACAUUUUCAAAUAUAGGUCACAUCCUAGUAUGUAGGCCACAUCCUCAAAUAUAGUUCAGUCACAUCCUUCUUAUAUAGGUAACAUACUUAUACAUAGACCACCCAGCUAUUUGAUGGCCACGUUUUUCUGUAGACCACACUCACCACUUUAUUCCUGCUGUAUGACAAUAGAGAUGAUGACCCAGCCUAUAUACUGUCAGCCUUAUCAGCCUUGUGUUAGCCACAAAACACACACCUUUGUACAGACUGUGUCUCUAUGUAUAGUGGUAAUUUACCAAUACUAUUUACUUACUCAGCCAUUCACCUGCAGUGUUUAUGCUUCUGUUUUGUUUAAUAUCUACUUACAAAACCAAUGUUAUAGUCUUACCAUUACCAAGAUUAUCAAAAUUGUAAAAGUUAAGUUAUGGCAAAAAA
Molecule: messenger RNA, 7276 nt
Organism: Mizuhopecten yessoensis (Yesso scallop)
Lineage: Eukaryota; Metazoa; Mollusca; Bivalvia; Pectinida; Pectinidae
Product: arf-GAP with Rho-GAP domain, ANK repeat and PH domain-containing protein 2-like
Exons: 50
Coding region: 101-5956 (1951 amino acids)
Biological process (GO): signal transduction
Molecular function (GO): GTPase activator activity; protein binding
Source: RefSeq, a predicted model, not a curated record